Symbiodinium necroappetens is the source of this 1026-nucleotide messenger RNA. The record is from the annotation of a GenBank genome assembly. Lineage: Eukaryota; Dinophyceae; Suessiales; Symbiodiniaceae.
AUGUUUCCUGAUCGAGUUGAGGUUACCACGUUCUACGAGAAAAUGGCAUGGGAGGACAAGAAGGUGCAAAAGCUUUUCAAGCUGAUUCGCCACUAUCGCGACCUGGAAGAUUCACCGAAAAAGUUGAAAGGGGUUUGCAAAGAUCAGUCAUUGAGGUAUGGCAAGGACACAUGCGAGGAGGAAGAGGAGGAGGAAGAGAAUCCGGAGGAGGAAGAGUGCGAGGAAGAUGAAGAAGUGGAAAUCAUGGAAUGCGAUGAAGAGCAAGCCGCGAAGCCCAAGCAGAGCCAUGUAGUGAUGAAGAAGCCAGCAGCAAGACACGCCAAAGCCGCCCCGGCCGAAAGGCCGAUCCCGACGCCUUGCCGUCGCAUAGCGGCGAAAACUUCGGUUGCCGAUGAGGAGAUUUUGUUUGUGGGGGAGAACAAGUCGUCGAAGCAGCUGGAGCUCGAGUUCGGCUACCAAGCCUCGUCCUACAGAUCCGGCCAACCCAGAUGCGGAUACCUGCCCGAUGUGCAUCUCGCCGGAGCCAACCUCAUCGACUACCACGCCGACAAGCAACGGGCGACCAAGGCGGCCAUCCAGGCAGCUAAGGGCCGUGGCAAGGAAAAGGGUACAGAUGGGGACACAAAAAAAGAGUGCUGUGCCAAAGCCGAUGGAAAGGGGAAGGGGAAAAACAAAUCCGGAAAAGCCACUGCAGCCUCUGAAAGCGCCAACGAGAGUGCCAAGCCAAGGAAGCAAAGGGGAAAGAAGGGGCAGCCGGCAAAGGAGGAUGUCAAAGAGGAUAGCAAGGUGGCAGCAGAACCAACAAAAAAGAAACGGGGGCCCAAGGGGCGAACGGCUGUGGAAGCGAAAGCUGAGCCGAAGGCUGCAGCUGGCAAGUCGAAAAGGUGGAUUCGAAAUGGAUGCCAAAUCUGCAGGCGAGAAGGCUUCAAGCCCCGAGGUCCAAUCGACAUCAUGAAGUUUCUCAAGGGCAAGCCGAAACGUGCCCCCGCCGUGAACCUGUUGCUCAUGUGGUCUGUUGGCUGCUAG